CGAGGGGUGGUGGCAGGCAUGCCAAGAAAUGCUUAAAGGAUUAUCGAGGUCAAUCUGUUGUUGCCGUAACACGCUGAAAGUUUGUCGCAGAAAAAGCAUUAACUACCAUUGACAAAGAUAAUGGAGGGGUCGGGCACCGGUUCGCCGCAGUCAUCAUUGUGCAUGGUGAAGCCGGCCGAGCUCUUCCCGAAGCCAGCCCUCUUAAAGGAUGAUGAAAAGCUCACCGUCCCGUUUACCGAAUUGGCCGGUGAAGGGGUCCACUAUCUGGGUCAAACGGACGACGGGAUCCUCGCCCUGUCGAACUACAGGCUGUUUCUGCAGAAGAACAGCACCGGCGCGGAGGUGUCGGUUCCGCUCGGACUGAUCGAGUCGACACAGGUGCGCGAUCUGUUUCACCUGAUCGUCAACUGCAAGGAUGCCAGCACCGUCAAAUGUUCAUUUGCCACCUCGGAACAAUGCAGCGAAUGGCACCGUCGGAUAACACUCGCGAUCGGCGUUCCGGAGACACUGGAGUCGCUGUUUGCCUUUCCGUUUCAAGUGUGGGCCUCGGAUUCGGCGGCCCUCAACCAGGACAACGAGUGGGCCGGACGGCUACAGCGCGUCGGUUCGUUCGAUGACGAGUUCCGGCAAGAAGCGGAGCGCCUACAGUUCGAUCUCCAGGGCGCGUGGCGCAUCAGUCAAGCGAAUGCGGACUUCAAGCUCUGCCCGUCCUAUCCACGGUUGCUGCUCGUACCGGCCUGCAUCUCGGACGACACGCUACAGAAUGUGGCUAGCUUUAGGAGCUCGAGGCGCAUCCCGGCCGUCGUGUGGCGUCAUCAGCGCACCGGUGCAGUGAUCGCCCGAUGCAGCCAGCCCGAAGUCGGUUGGCUUGGGUGGCGUAACUCAAAGGACGAGCAGCUUUUGAAAGCCCUCUCCGAUGCGUGUUCGUUCGACAAGGGCAGCCAGGAUCGGUCACAGCAACAGGAACGCUCGAGAAGAACCUCACAGCGUACUCGAAACAGUUCCGAGGCAUCCAGCGAAAGUAGCCCCCCGAGAAGUCCCGAGGGAAGCCACGAGGAGGUGGAGAUGGAUGAACCGAAGAAGAUCCUCAUCGUGGACGCCCGAUCGUACACGUCGGCGGUCACCAAUCGGGCACGGGGCGGUGGUUGCGAGUGUGCCGAGUACUACCCGAGCGCAGAGAUUCAGUUUAUGAGCCUCGGGAACAUACACGUGAUACGGAAGAGUUUCCACGCACUGAGACAACUUUGUGCGUCACAGGCGGACAUUCCAGGCUGGCUCGGAAUGUUGGAACGUACCGUUUGGUUGCAGCAUCUUUCCGGCCUGCUGGCAGCGUCGAUGGUUGUCUGCCAUGCGAUCGAGCGUAACGGGCGGCCGGUGUUGGUGCACUGUUCCGACGGUUGGGAUCGUACGCCGCAGAUCGUUGCCACGGCCCAGCUGUGCCUCGAUCCCUACUACCGCACGAUCGAUGGCUUCCGUGUGUUGGUCGAGCGGGAGUGGCUCAGCUUUGGACACAAGUUCGCCGAUCGCUGCGGUCACGGACCCGGGUCCGAUGAGGCGAACGAACGGUGUCCAGUGUUCCUGCAAUGGCUCGACUGUGUGCAUCAGAUUCAUCAACAGUUUCCGUGCAGUUUCGAGUUCGAUAUGGGCUACCUGAUUAAAUUGGCGCAACACUCUCACUCGUGCCUGUUCGGAACGUUCCUCUGCAACACGGUCAAGGAGCGGCAGGAGAACAGCGUUCCCGAUCGGACGUUCUCCGUGUGGCCGUUCCUGUCCGGGCCGAUCUACAAGAAUCACCUGUACGUGCCGAACCGCGAGCGGGUCCUCUGGCCGGCGCACAACGUGCGCGAUCUGCGCCUCUGGAGCGAAGUGUACCUGGGCAGCUGGGGUGGCAAUCAGCAGUGUGCCUCGGAUGCGGCCGAAUAUCCGCCCGCCAAUCCGGUCGGACACACCACCGAUACCACCGCCGUCGGGCCAGCAGCGGGCCGAAGGGGCGUCGAGGGUAGUAUCAUAACCGUGGGUGAACCGUCGGUGGUGGCCGUGGGUAGCAACGGUGGGGUGGCAGCUGCCGGGGGGCAGGAUUUAAACGGGUCCAUGACGAAAACACGCUCGUACAGUGAUAUCAAAGAGGCGACCAGUGGCGGUGCAAUGGCGCGCCGUUCCAGCGAUCCCAACAUGACCGUAGACUCAAGCAUUCUCGGUGGUCCAGUGCUCCAUCUAUCGCAGGAGGAGAGUUCCAUCGAUUCGAACCUAUCGUCCGAUCGGGAAAUUUCGCCCGAUCCUAUGCAACUCAACUCGACCGACGAACACCACUAUCAUCGGCUUCUGCUGCAGCAUCAUCUUCGGGGUGGCAACAACACCACCACCAGCCCCCAGCUGACCCUAGACUCCGGUGAUUCUUUUAUCCAGCACGCGACCGAGAAGCUGCAGCGGCUGACACAAGACUUGAACCAGGUGGACGUCGAGGAGCUCGAGGGUGGCGGCAACAAGAACCAGCCGCAGCAGCGACGCACCUGCAACGGUGACACGACCACCGGAACAACUGACACUUCCGUUCCAUCUAGUCUUUUCCUAAGUAACGGCAGUAGCGGUGGCGCUGGUGGUGCUGGUGGAGUGGACAGUUUAGUUGCCGCGGCAACAGCCACACUCAUUCCCACUGCGACCACCGACGUGCGUGCCCUGACCACGAUGGCCGGUGGAACACCGCCGGCGCACGAUCACACCGAUAGCUACCGGUUCCAACCGAUCGUCCCGGAACUUCCAACGGCGUCCGUACCGUUCGGUCAGCAGCGUAGCAGCUCCCCGGCACUACCCACCGAAGGGCAGAAGAACCAUCACCAACCAUUACACCAGCGACUAUCAGUGGAAGAUAUCGAUGAAAAUACCUCCCGGAUCAUCAAGAUCGAAAACUACCAAUCGACGGUGGUUGGUGGUGGGCCACGGAACGAUGUAUCCGACGGUGGUGGCGGUGGUGGUGGUGGUGGUGGCAUUCGUAACAUCAUUGGACGACCGAUCAUCACCGGGGACGAUCUUAUGAUGGAAAGUGUGGACCUAAGCGGCGUCGGCUGUGACGGUGUUGACGGAGGAAGCUUACUCGUCGGAACCGGAGUCGGUGAUAUGAACCUCUCCGGCUCCCAGAAUCGACUAAAUUCGUCCUCACCAUUGCCAAACGGUGGUCGAUCGUUCAGUCCUAACCUUUGGCACGGUUCGAUCGAAACCAGCACCGAUACGCUGGUGCCGAUGGACCAGUACGGACCGUCGGCGUCUUGUGCGUUCCCGCUAAGCCCACAUCACACUGGAAAUGCAGGCGUUAGUCGACCGGAAAAGCUACAAAUGAUGACGGACGAGGCAGCGGUGUACGAAAGGCGAAAGGAAGGAGCAGCCGACCAAGUGGCUGAAGAUGGUGGUGGUAGUAUUAGUAAACUAGUAGCCGUAGGAAACAGUGAUAGUAGCAGUCAGCUGGAAUUGUUGGUGGCGGUGAACGGGGGAUUGGGGAGGAUCGAACGGACGGGCGAUGAUAACAAGGACACCGCCGGUGGGGGAACAACAGUGGGAACCACUACCACAGCGCAGACUGGUGAUAGCAACGGAUGUGAUUUUACUAGUGAUAGUCAGGAUUACGAUAGGAAAUUAUCAAAUCAGCCAACGUCUACGUACACUGGCCGGGCAGCGUACGAUGUUCCCGAUGGGAUCGCAACCCGCGACACCCGUUCAACACCAAAGGAGCUUCUCGAUAAUCUACGUUCACGGCCACUGCAUCAGCAGCAGCAGCAGCCGGAAGUUUCCCCAUCCGUGCCGGAAAGUGAUCGUGGACCGCCUGCCUCGAUUGGUCAACACAACAACUGCAGCGUCAACUACAACAAGCUGAAAGCGAACAGUCUGGCGCGAACGACAUCCCCGCCGCCGCCCAUUACUAACAAUAUGCUCAGCUCGAUGAUGCUGAUGGACGAAAGCAUCAUCAUUCAGCCGCAGUUUCAGCAGCUCGAAAUCAACGGCAAACAGCCACAUUCCGGCACCGGAUGCACCGAUGCUGGCGAGCGGCUACAGAAGGAGCAGCAGCAAAGGAGACGGCGAAACUCGUCCCUUUCGAAGCACGAAGCACUCAUGAGUCCUAUCAAACCAACCAAUGGAAGUUUAUCCCCAAGUGCCACACACUCUCGGUUUUCGACGCCGGGCGUCCGCUCACUGCCACUGACACCACCGAGCACCGUACAGUUUGCGACGGAUCGGCCACCGGUUGCGACGUUCUCCUGCCCGGACGGGUUGGCCCAUGCCUUGUCCGAGCAAAACUUGCGCCUCCAGCAGAUUGUUUACGAGCAUCGGUUACGCGAGGAAGCGUUACAGCGCGAACUGUAUGCGACCCGGUUGGCUCUCAUGAAAAAAUCCUGCCAGCACUGUUGUGGUAGCAGCGUCCAGCAGCCGGACGGCAACGAUGAUCCGAUGAUCGAUUCGAUGAACGAAAACGCAUCCAACUGUUCCUGGGAGGCGGUGGAUGACCGCAGUGCGCCUUCGUCCGGUGCCAACUCAUCGCAGCAGAUGCAGUACAGCAGUGGCGUCGGUAGCAGCAGCGUCCUGUGGGUGCCAGACCAUGCCGUCACGCGCUGCACCACCUGUCAGACCGAGUUCUGGCUCGGCCUUCGCAAGCACCAUUGCCGUUCGUGCGGUCAAAUCUUCUGCGCAAACUGCUCCGAGUACUCGGCACACCUGCCGGACGAACGGCUAUACCAGCCGGUGCGAUUGUGCGGUCCCUGCUACCAGCGAAUAUCGUCGACCGUGGCCCCCGCCGUCAAUUCCACCACCAACACCAACACCUCUAGCUGCGCGCCGGGCACCGUUGCCAACGGAAGUGCCACCAGCUUAUACCGGGCGACCAGCAACAACAGUGCGAGCAAUCUGUCGCGAUCGGCCGGCAAUAAUCACCCCUCGGUGCAUUCGAUGAUGGCCGAAUGGAAGCACGAGGGCAACGCGCUCAGGGGCAGCUCAGAGCCGCCGCGGGUGAACGAAAGUUGCUGCAAGCAGAACGUCGCCGCAGCGGCAUCGAAUUAAUCCCAAGACACUCUGUCUCUCUCCGACUCCCUAAUUGCCCCCUGUUGUUUUUAAAAGGCAUCACCCAAAGGGAAUGUGCCCCAAAGUCAGCGUGGAUUGGUAUAACUUUUCCCCAACAUUAACCAACACAAACAAUUAUUUAUCAUCGUCACUAGACUGGCAAGUAAUCAUUUUCAUUGGAUAUAGAUUUUGUUAUACUAUGGCCCCUCCGCUCUGGAAUGUACAGAGCUCCAUCACAUGAUCGAUUACAUUUGAUUAUCUUUGUUAUUGUUUUUAUACGCCUACGUUCUUCACUAUUUAUUACUAUUAAAAAAGGAAGCUUACCGCUACUUUGCCCCUUUACGAUAAGAUGCUCCUGGACUGGACUGCGUUUCCUUAACAAUCGGUUUGGUUUUCACUGGAAUGAGCAAUCAAACAAAAAUCAGUGUAAAAGAAAAAAAAAGACUCGCAAACGAUAAUAUAUGUAUGUACAUUGCGGACUCAUUAUUACACAUUAAGCACGUGCGUUUGUCGACCUUUUUUCGAUUGAGUUUUUUUUUUAAUAUUUUGCCUUUUGUUUUAUCAACUUUGAAUGCGUUCAGCUAACGCUGUGUGAUUUGGUCAGAAACGGUUAGACUCUAUUUUUGCAAGUUAUGCAAUGUAGAGCAAAAACAUAGGGGAUUAAAGAAAGCUGGUCGUUAUCAAUUAUAACUUAUGUGGCAAUACAAAAAAUGGUGCACCUAUAUCUGGAGGAAUGAAAAUUAAAUAAUAUUAAAACCAAAAAUUGGAAACCUUUUAGGGAAAACGCAUUGAGAUCGUAAAAUUGACAAAAUCAACGGUAUUAGAACAUACAAUGAGAAAACUAUUCCUACGAGUGGCCCAACCUCCAAAUGUGGAAACAAACAAAAAUAGGCUCGAAACAAGCAAUUAUAAAUAAGAAAAAGGUAUAGUGUGGAAGCCACAAAAUCGCAAGAAAAAAAAACAAAAAACAAAAACACAAAAUAACAGAAAACACCAUCGAGAACACAAAGAAAAUGUAUACAUAGAUAAACGAAAACAGAGCAAUGCAAAUACACAUGGGAAGGAUAUAUCGUUUAAAAAUUGUAAUCAGCAUAGCUAACAAAUCAAAGGGUAGUUCUAAUAUCGCAGCCAAGUAGAACAAGAAAGCAAAAACAAAACUAGGUUUUGACGCAAAAAUCAACACAAGCAGCUAGAAACGAUUUCCUUCUUAGCUCCCAAUGGUACGCCCCUCGCUGCUGUGCAUGCUGCUAUCCAAAUAGUAAAAGAAAAAAAAACACACACAGUAGAUAAAAAGCAAAUAAUAGACGUACUGUAAGCAGUCUAUAA
This is a messenger RNA of Anopheles coustani, 6369 nucleotides long. RefSeq names its product myotubularin-related protein 4. Gene Ontology annotation, molecular function: metal ion binding; phosphatidylinositol-3,5-bisphosphate 3-phosphatase activity; protein phosphatase binding. The transcript has 12 exons. The record is from RefSeq and is a predicted model, not a curated record. Gene Ontology annotation, biological process: dephosphorylation; regulation of autophagy. NCBI's taxonomy places the organism in Eukaryota, Metazoa, Arthropoda, Insecta, Diptera, Culicidae. Bases 121 to 5043 code for a protein of 1640 amino acids.